AUGGCACCGAUUACAAGAGCAACUGCAAGAAGAUUAGGCCUCCAAGUAGAAGACGCCCAAGUGGCCAACUUAUAUGCAGAAUUACCAUCCAUGUCAAUUAAUGGACUGCCUGUCUUGCUUAGAGAAAGUGCCUUUAGACUCUAA
Diversispora eburnea is the source of this 144-nucleotide messenger RNA. The record is from the annotation of a GenBank genome assembly. Lineage: Eukaryota; Fungi; Glomeromycota; Glomeromycetes; Diversisporales; Diversisporaceae.